This is a messenger RNA of Mastomys coucha (southern multimammate mouse), 1071 nucleotides long. It is a transcript of the gene Lcn2, whose product is annotated as lipocalin 2. Gene Ontology annotation, molecular function: small molecule binding. The record is from RefSeq and is a predicted model, not a curated record. The transcript has 7 exons. Lineage: Eukaryota; Metazoa; Chordata; Mammalia; Rodentia; Muridae. The coding region runs from base 46 to 843 and encodes 265 amino acids.
ACGCAAAGGGGCCGGCUCGCCAACCCGAAGGCCUCCCAGUUCUGAAUGAGAAUGAGCGAAGGUCCCAGGACACCCCAGGCCUUGACGAGCUCACUGGUCCUGAGCGCCCGACCUCCACCGCCUAGGCUUCUCCGCGGACAGCUUCGGCAUGACCCCGCCCCGAAGCCGAAAGAGGGCGGGGCUUUAGAGUGGGAGUGGAAUCGAGAGGAAGAGCACACAUCGGACCUAGUAGCUACUGACAUCAUGGGCCUGAGUGUCUUGUGUCUGGGCCUUGCCCUGCUUGGGGUCUUGCAGAGCCAGGCCCAGGACUCAGCUCAGAACUUGAUCCCUGCCCCAUCUCUGCUCAGUGUCCCCCUGCAGCCAGGCUUCCGGGCCGAUCAGUUCCGGGGCAGGUGGUAUGUUGUGGGCCUGGCAGGCAAUGCGGUCCAGAAAGAAAACAAAGGCCGCUUUACGUUGAUGUACAGCACCACCUACGAGCUGCAAGAGAACAACAGCUACAACGUCACCUCCAUCCUGGUCAGGGACCAGGGCUGUCGCUACUGGAUCAGAACAUUUGUUCCAAGCUCCAGGGCUGGCCAGUUCACCCUGGGAAAUAUUCAAGGGUAUCCUCAGAUACAGAGCUACGAUGUGCAAGUGGCCGCCACUGACUACAAGCAGUUCGCCAUGGUAUUUUUCCGGAAGACUUCUGAAAACAAGCAAUACUUCAAAAUUACCCUGUAUGGAAGAACCAAGGAGCUGUCCCCUGAGCUGAAGGAACGUUUCGUCCGCUUUGCCAAGUCUCUGGGCCUCCAGGAUGACAACAUCAUUUUCUCUGUCCCCACCGACCAGUGCAUUGACAACUGAACAGGCGGUGAGCGUGGCUGACUGGGAUACGCAGAGGCCUGAUGGUGCUGCCUGUCUGUCUGCCGCUCCAUCUUUUCUGUUGCUAGAGGACUACCUGGCUGCCCCACCAGCCACGAUACCAACAAGCAUCUGAUGCCUCUUCUUAUUUGGUCAGCACUCCCCAUCCAUCUGUCUCAAUGCCACCAAUGGCUCCCCCUUUCUGCUGAAUAAACAAGUCCCCACUUCUCA